UAUAUUUAUUUAAGGUUUCUUUCAAUAACACUUAGUGCUUUCCCACAGAAUAAAUUUUGCAGAGCCUCCAAAGCUUCGGAACAAGUGAUUUCUUCUUGCUGCAAUCCUACUAGACCCUGCAGCCCCGACACAGUGGUCCAUCACCGCGCUCUUUCCUGCACUGUUUGCCCUCGCCUGCCAUCAUCAUCCUUUGGGUUGUUCCUCAGUGUUCUCUCACCAGCACCCGCCUACUUCACGGGACCAGAGGAGGAACAACUGAAGCCGAUUACUGAUGUUCAGGACCGUGGCCGUCCGGGGACUCGUCCUAUCCGCACCCUCGAGACGCUGCUCGGUGAGGACUCGGCGGACCGACUCCUCCUACGCCGCACAGGCGGGACGAAGAGCGUUGUUUGGCUUUGAAACGCACGGGCUCGCGGGCACCGACCCGGGUGGACGCCCGGGCAGCUCCCGGCAACCGCAGCGCAGGCCCCGCCUCUCUGCGCCUAUUGGCCCAUUCAAUUCAGGCCGGCACCAAUGGGCGGAGGCGGCGCCCGCGCUGUCGGAGGCGAGAGCAGGGGCGCGCAGUGGCCUGAGGGAGUCUGAGCCGCUCCGCGCAGACGCGCAUCCUCCGACCGCGGCUGCUAUGAGCACGCCGGCCGUUCCCCGGGACCUGCAGCUGCCCCCGAGUCAGAGGGCCCAGUCCGCGUUCAGAGAACAAAGGAGACAGAAAUUCAAGGAACACCUGUUAAGAAGAAAAACAUUUUGUUCAUACAAACAGGAAAAUCAGACAUUAUCCAGUUGUGGAGAACAGACAAUAAUGACAUCUGAGGACCAGGUCCAAAAAGGAACAAAAGCUCUGAAUCUUAAAACAAAAAUGGCUGAUAAAGAAAAUCUCAAUAGACCUACAGGGAACAAAACUACAACAGUGGACAAAAGUUAUGUUCCUUUAAAACUGUCUAAUGAAUUAAACAACUCAACCACAGUAAUUGAUGCAAAGAAUUUUGGUGAUGAUAAUCAAGCUAUACAAUUGUUAUCAAUUAAAGAGGAUCCCCAAAGUCAACAUAUGACAUUAAGCCAAGCAUUUCACCUUAAAAACAACAAUAAAAAGAAACCAGUGACUGCAGAAAAGCCAAAGCAAGAUGCUAACAUGCCCAAAAAACCUGUGCUUGGAGCUUACCGUGGUCAAAUUGUUCAAUCUAAGAUUAAUUCUUUCAGAAAACCUCUACAAGUCAAAGAUGCAAGUUUGACAACAACGAAACUUGCAACUACUGUCUCUAAAGCCACAAAGCCUCAGCCUAUAAACACUAGCAGUGAAACAGUGAAAAGUGAGCAACCCUCAAAUAUGACAGCUGCCACUAAAUCUGUGAGAGCUACAUCUCAGAAUACACAACUUGUGAGACCUCCUAUUAGAAGUCACCAUGAUAAUACCCAAAACACGGGGAAGCAAAGCAUCAGUAGAACCUUGGCCAACGUUACCAUCCGGAAAGGGCCUCGGGAAAAAGAAUUAUUACAAUCAAAAACAACUUUAUCUAGCAUCAAAACUGCUUCUCAGGACAUAAAAAGAAACAAGGCACUGUCAAGAGGCAUAGUGUCUGAAAUGGUAGCCAAACCUACUUCAUCUUCUAAUACCAAAUUGGUAGAAAAGUCAAAACCCGUUGACCAGCAAAGACCUACUAUAACAACAGCAACUGUUAGUAGUAGGUCAGGUCAACCCAAAGAAACUGCAGAACAGAGAAAAGCUCGUCUGAGUGAGUGGAAAGCUGGCAAAGGAAGAGUAUUGAAAAGACCUUCUAACCCAGUAGUUCAACAACCCGAGCCUGAGGGACAAGCUGAAAAACCAGUGGGGUCCUUCUGGACUACCAUGGCAGAAGAAGAUGAGCAAAGACUAUUUACUGAAAAAGUAAACAAGACAAUUUCUGAAUGCCUGAACCUGAUUACAGAGGGGUGCCCAAAAGAAGAAAUACUGAUCACACUGAAUGACCUGAUUAAAAAUAUUCCAGAUGCCACAAAACUUGUUAAGUAUUGGAUUUGCCUUGCACGUAUUGAACCAAUCACAAGUCCUAUUGAAAAUAUUAUUGCAAUCUAUGAGAAGGCCAUUCUGGCAGGGGCUCAGUUCCGAUCCAGCUCUCUGCUGUGGCCUGAGAAAGCAAUAGAAAAUGGUCCAAGUCCUUCGGCCCCUGCACCUGCGUGGGAGACCAGAAGAAGUUCCUGACUCCUGGCUUCAGAUUGGCACAGCUCUGGCUGUUGUGGCCAACUGGGGAGUGAACCAGAAGAUGGAAGACCUCUCUCUGUAUAACUCUUUCAAAUAAACAAAUAAAUCUUUAAAAAAGGAAAUUAUACUUAAAUACUGAACCAUUACAUUUUUGACAGGACUAAAGUUCACUACAAUGAUAUAAAACAUCAUUUUUAAGGACUAUGGCAUAUUCUGUACCAAAUAACUGAUUUACAUAAGAAUUUUUAAAUGGUCAACCAGUGUAUAAAUUGAGUAAUUGUAACCAUUUUGAAAUAAAACAGCAAAUUUAGCAAGUCACAUGGCAUCUUACUAUGUACCUUUUUAAUCCUCUAGCACUGUCCAGUCUACCACCAAUACAAGGUGAUAAGAUAUAAAUGAAUUUGUGUGUGUGUGUGUGUGAGAUAUACCAAGAACUUCAAAGAUUUGAGGAAAAUGGUAUUUAAAUAUUUGAACUUC
This is a messenger RNA of Lepus europaeus (European hare), 2668 nucleotides long. RefSeq names its product cytoskeleton-associated protein 2-like. The transcript has 8 exons. Gene Ontology annotation, biological process: negative regulation of microtubule depolymerization. Lineage: Eukaryota; Metazoa; Chordata; Mammalia; Lagomorpha; Leporidae. The record is from RefSeq and is a predicted model, not a curated record. Gene Ontology annotation, cellular component: microtubule cytoskeleton. The coding region runs from base 272 to 2191 and encodes 639 amino acids.